CUAGUAGAGGCGGAGGGCUAUUAAUGCGCGAAGCCGCGGCUGAGGUCCCACGAUGUUAUUCUGCUUCGUUUCAUUGUCAUUGUGUAACUGGAUCAUGGCUGAUCUUCAGAAAACCUCGUAGGAAGAGGAGAACGACAUCCCCGGGAUGCGAAUUACGGAAGGCUGAAAUCUUUGAAGUACUGUAGGAUCGCUGAAAAAAAGCCGCACACAGCACAAAGGGAGAAUCGUGAGCCGCGGGUUCGGGAGCGUCGGCAUGGCUGGAUAAAAACUGCAGAAAAGGGGGAAAAAAAAGAAAUCGCCACGAGAAACCCAUUCUCCGUGCUUUGCAGAUCUUCAUAAAAACCAAGAUAGCGGGAUUUGUGCCUAAACACAGCCUGUUGGAUCCGAAUUGUGAUUGAAUCGCAUGCAGAUAUUCAUUACAUUAUGUAAGCCGGGGCUGUGGAGCUGGAAUUAAAAUGUCCUGCUAAUUUCUAUAAAUAGCUCGAGUCUCUCUCCCACAUACUGAACACAGCUUUGUGGUGCAGUAAUUUUUGCAUCUGAUUGCAUUUUUUUUUGUUUUAAUUAAUCGGCUGUAUUGUAGGAGCAGGGAUUCGAACAUCACCGUUGGAAUCGGGGAAAAGCAGCGAACUGGACACAAUGUUGCCGAGGAGGACAGGAAAGCCGUUUCGCUCUUGACCCAAAAUAACGUGCAAACGCGAAGGGAAAAGAGAAUUAGACGCAAACGUGUUGUAAACAUAGAUUGCUUUUUGAAGGAAAAGGGGUUUUCAGUUGCUUUCUGGAGAGGUGUUUGGUGGACAGAAGGAGGUUCAUGUCUCCGUCGUGGCUGGACACAAAUAUUUCUUCCAUUUACAGGUGAAUUUAUAUUAAAAAAAAAAAAAAAAAAAUCACAUUUAUGCGUUGACUACUGCCUGGCAACUGGAUUUUCACAAGCGUGCUGGUCACUGCACCCCCAUUUCUUCUGGGUGUUUUUCAUCUAUCCAUCGUUUACCCUAGCAGGGUAAAUUUGACCUGGUCCCUUUCAGCUUGCAAAGCCCUUUCCAAAGAUACAAAGAGCUAGAGAGAGCCCAACACCUACCCUUGGCGUGGUGAACAUGGCAGCGGUGGUGAGCUACUCCCCACCAUGGUGGGUGAACCUCCUCCAUCGGCUGCCCCACUUCACCUUCCAAUUUGAACAGACCAGCAGCGACUUUCGGCCCGAUGAUCCAGACUAUCAGCAGUCCCUCUUGCUUCUGGGAGGUGUGGCACUGGCCUGCCUAGCCCUGGACCUCCUUUUCUUGCUCUUCUACUCUUUCUGGUUAUGCUGCCGACGGCGCAAGAGUGACGAACAGCCCAAUGCCGACUGUUGCUGCACAGCCUGGUGUGUUAUCAUCGCCACUUUGGUUUGCAGUGCCGGAAUUGCUGUUGGUUUCUAUGGAAAUGGAGAAGCCUGUGAUGGAGUUAACCGGCUCACGUACUCCCUGCGACAUGCCAACCGUACAGUGGCAGGAGUACAGAAACUGGUACUGGACAGCACCUCCUCGCUGAACCAGACUGUGGAGGAGAGCCUGCAGCAGCUGGAGGGCCAGUACACCAAGCACACAGACUACCUGUCCAUCGUGCAAAAAUUGCAGGGCCAGCUGGAUGAGCUGGUGCAUCAGAUGGGCGAUGUUCCCUUCUGGAAGAAUUCUGACAUUUCCCUGGAGGACCUGGCAAUCAACAUAGAGUUCUAUGAUUGGUACAGGUGGCUUGCUUAUCUGGGCCUGCUGCUUUUUGACGUGAUCAUCUGCCUGCUGGUGCUGUUUGGCCUCAUUCGCAACUCCAAGGGAACUCUCAUUGGCGUCUGUUUAUUGGGCGUGCUUACACUCGUCAUCAGCUGGGGAUCCCUGGGUCUGGAGCUGGCUGUUUCCGCAAGUGCAAGUGAUUUCUGUGUUGCACCAGACAUGUAUAUCACCAAAGUGACUGAGGAGAAUGCCGUGGUCAGCAAUGAUAUCCUCCAGUACUAUCUGAGAUGCAGUGUGGGUCAAGCAAACCCUUUCCAACAGAAGCUGUCUGGGAGCCAUAAGGCCCUGGUAGAGAUGCAGGAUGACGUGGCGGAGCUGCUGCGCUCGGCAAUCCGUGAAUAUCCCAAGACCAAGGGAAAUCUGGAACAGAUUCAGCAGGUUCUGAACACAACAGAGAUCAGUCUUCACCAGCUCACUGCCCUGGUAAACUGCCGGAGCCUGCACAUGGACUAUGUUCAGGCUGUGACAGGACUGUGUUACGACGGCCUGGAGGGCCUCAUCUACCUGGUCCUGUUCUCGUUUGUCACAGCUCUCAUGUUCAGCUCUGUAGUGUGCAGUGUGCCACACACCUGGCAGGGGAGAAGGAGUGAGGAGGAUGGUGAGGAGGAGUCUAUGGCCCAUGGCAACCGGCAGCCACACGACAACCUGUACCGUGUUCACAUGCCCAGCCUGUACAGCUGUGGAAGCAGCUAUGGCAGCGAGGCCAGCAUUCCUGCCGCUGCACACACCGUCAGCAAUGCCCCUGUCACGGAGUACAUGACCCAGAAUGCAAACUUCCAGAACCCUCGGUGUGAGAACACCCCUCUGAUUGGCCGAGAAUCACCUCCACCCUCUUACACGUCGAGCAUGAGGGCGAAGUACCUGGCCAACAGCCGACCUGAUUCCAGCAGCAACACGACACGCUAAAGCCUGGUCACUCGCACAGCUGUGCACUGUUUUGACCAUUCCCAGAGAUAAUCUGGCAUUGGAAUCAUUCACACUCCCUAUGGGCACACACAUGCACAUACACCCACCCAGAGCUCUCCAUUCCUCUGUAGAAGACUGCUUUGUACAGCUCUAGUUUUUGUCUUCACUCCUUGUUGAGUUCUGCAACAGGUUUAAUCCACAGUAUAAACCGUUUGUUUUGGAUGUGCGCUUGGAAAUGAUACAAACUAUUGUGCUUGUGUCAUGUAAAUAACGCUGUUGAAUCAAUGAAGUUCUUAAAAUCCCACAGUGAUAAUCAUCCUCUGGUGAACUCCUGUCUCACCUAACAGUACCGGCUGAGAGGAUUUCCAUCAUCAGGAGGUCAGUUUUAAUAGGGAUGGGGGCAGGGUUUGUAGGGUAUAUCAAUCUGUUGUCCACUUAGCUCCUCAUUCCUGUGGCCCUUUUCAGGGCAAGGGAAAAAGUCUGCCCCUUGCCACAUGAGGUUGGCAAAGUGGAACACUCCCGAAGUGGUCUUUCUGUGAGCAGUGGAUUUUUUCAGUGCUGCACUCUGUUUCCAUUAUUCUUUGCUUCCAAAUAUUGAGUAAAGAUUAAAACAAGAAUAAAUAAGGCAGGACUUUACAAUUUGCAAGGUCCUUAGGACAAGCUAUUCACCAAAUGUCAAAGAGCACUGAGGGGUAUUAUAAGAUACCGGAGUCUUUUAAGAUUUGGGGACCCAAUAUUGUCCUUACCUCUAUUAAAACUGUAGGCCACAAACCUUUUCGCAUCUAAAACUAGCCUGUAUACCGUCUGUUUGGAAUGGCCACCUGAUUUACAGGCUGCCUGCAAAGAUAUGGCUCCACUAUAAUCUAUAUAAAUACACUAUGAUAUAUUAUAGCUAUUGUAAAUAACUUGAGGUCAAAAUUUUGUUAAGUACCUUCCAUCAGACUAGUCAUAUCGCUUCCUGUGACCCAGCUACUGAGCAGUGGUAUUCCUAAGUGACUGAUAUAACCAGUUUUUUGAAUAGCAAAACUAUUCUUUUUUCAUAAUUUGUUUACACUGGUAGAUACAGUGCUACAGUGCUGCUGUCUUGCUCUGAAAUACAGCAUGGCAGGAAUAAGGAAAAUAGGAAAAUUCCUGGUGCAGAAUGUUUUAAAAAGGCAUUAAGCCAGUUUUUCAAAAGUUUACGAGUUUGAGAGGUAUGAAUGUUUGGUUUUGUUGCAUAUCAUUCCAGGCAUUAGUAAAAUCAUGCACUUGUUACUGACACAGUUGAGUGAGCCUGAACAGCCUAAGAGUUGCGGACAUGUUACAGGGGGUCAUAUUCAGCCACCCAGACUCCCUGUAGACAGUGUUUUUAAAAAAGUAAUUAUGCAUAAAUCCUAUCGUAUUCCCUGAAAUGGAAUAGAUUGGAAACUAGGCAGGGUGAUUUUUCUAAUGUGAUUCUUGUAAAAUAAAGCUUUUCUUUAUUAUGAAGGGAACUGUACAUUGAAUUCUGAGGUUCAUCAGCCCCCACCCCUCCCCCCAUCUUGGCCCUGCCCCCUGUGGCAUUUUCAUAUAUACACUUUGUAUGUCUCACACCAAGCAUUGAAAGAAGAACCAGGGCUUCUGCACUGGCUGUGACUAGCAGACCUCUGUGGUUCUCAUACAUGAAAUGUAACACCCACAUAAAAGAACUACUCAAUGUCACCCAAUAGAUGGCUCCUCAAAUUAUGCACACACCAACAGUGGUGUGUUGGGCAUUCCUUGAAUAGAAUUGGGACACUUGUUCCUAAAUGGUGGAACAUACAAGAAAGUCAACUAUACCUAUGAAAGAAAACAGCUUUAUUGAUGCAGACAUACGUCGCUUAACAACAGGAAUACGUUCUGAGAAAUGCGUUGUUAGGUGAUUUCAUCAUUGUGUGAACAUGAUAGAGUUUAUUUAUACAAACCUAGAUGGUAUAGCCUUGAUGCAAUCAAGAGACGCAGUAAACAAGAUUUAUGACGCUGCUGCCAGCGUAAUACAGCAUACUGUUUUACAGUAAACUUU
This is a messenger RNA of Scleropages formosus (Asian bonytongue), 4686 nucleotides long. It is a transcript of the gene ttyh3a, whose product is annotated as tweety family member 3a. Bases 1092 to 2666 code for a protein of 524 amino acids. Gene Ontology annotation, cellular component: plasma membrane. Gene Ontology annotation, molecular function: intracellularly calcium-gated chloride channel activity; volume-sensitive chloride channel activity. Lineage: Eukaryota; Metazoa; Chordata; Actinopteri; Osteoglossiformes; Osteoglossidae. The record is from RefSeq and is a predicted model, not a curated record. The transcript has 14 exons.